Molecule: messenger RNA, 1204 nt
Organism: Opisthorchis viverrini
Lineage: Eukaryota; Metazoa; Platyhelminthes; Trematoda; Opisthorchiida; Opisthorchiidae
Exons: 2
Source: RefSeq, a predicted model, not a curated record
AUGAUGUCACCUCGAUUGGUGAUGAAACGUUUGCAAUCAAACUGCCCAGCUCAGGGAGCAAACCAACGACCAUCUAUGCUAACUGAGUUUCCAACAUUCUCGUCUAUAAUUACGGAAUCAAGCUGGGGGUGUUUAAACAGAUCACCUGUUUGUUCCGUUUUCAUUUUGAUCAUCUGUAGCUACCACGCUCCGUUACAAGUGUAUAUGGGUGCUAUACGUAUAGACUCAUCAAAUUGGAAUUCAUCUUUGGUUGUUGGUCUGUUCGCCGAGCUUGGCAGUUGGAUUGCAAACGUUUCAUCACCAAUCGAGGUGACAUCGUCAGCGCACCCGAGCUACCUACAUUCCACAACAUUGCUAACACCUUCGGGCGUCCUACGCUCAAAACAGCUCGUCGAUGGGAGACUUUCGCAUGUCGAAUGGCUUCCACCCGACAACAACUUCGCUCCCUCCACGAAUGACCCACUAAACCCUGCAGUGACGAUGUCACCUCGAUUGGUGAUGAAACGUUUGCAAUCCAACUGCCAAACUCGGCGAACAGACCAACAACGAAACAGCGCACCCGAGCUAUCUACAUUCCACAACAUUGCUAACACCUUCGGGCGUUCUACGCUCAAAGCAGCUCGUCGAUGGAAGACUUUCGCAUGGCGAAUGGCUUCCACCCGACAACAGCUUCGCUUCCUCCACGAAUGCCCGCGACAAAAAGCAUUACCACGCAGUGUAUCUUACCGACCACCACUGAACCAUCCUAAGGCGUGGAAGCUCGCUAGGCAGAACGGUAGGCGUAUGAUCAGGCUGAUGAUCACAGACGCUCACAGCCGACUGAGAAAAUACGAGAGGGUCCUCAACGAAGAAAGAGGAACAUGCCUGAGAACAGUGGGGCCCGAAAUUAUAGAACAACUCAGUGAAGCCAUUGAUCGUAGAGUACGACACACUAUUGAGAAGAAACGAGCCACACUUGAGCGCAAGUUCUACAGACUAACCAAGCCAACCGAGCAUACCGAAAACGAAGCAUGGAUCAGGAACCUCUCCAGAAGACAACUCACGGCAGCGGAAGAAAACGUGCUUAUUAAGGGACUUAAACCCACAACCAAACAGCGCACCCGAGCUACCUACAUUCCACAACAUUGGAAUUCAUCUUAUUCCGACUACCUCUACUUUCCAUAUUUUGAUGAAAUUUUUUCGUCUCUGACCACAUGUUUUCUGU